Oryza brachyantha (malo sina) is the source of this 3775-nucleotide messenger RNA. RefSeq names its product disease resistance protein Pik-1-like. The coding region runs from base 1 to 3546 and encodes 1181 amino acids. Gene Ontology annotation, molecular function: ADP binding. The record is from RefSeq and is a predicted model, not a curated record. NCBI's taxonomy places the organism in Eukaryota, Viridiplantae, Streptophyta, Magnoliopsida, Poales, Poaceae. Gene Ontology annotation, biological process: defense response. The transcript has 3 exons.
AUGGACGUAACCGUAAGCGCAGCCACGGGAGCCUUGGCGCCCGUGCUGGUGAAGCUGGCCGAUUUGCUGAAAACCGAGGACCGCAAUCUUCUGGGCGGGAGCCGGAGAGACGCAGAGUUCAUCAUAUCCGAGCUGGAUGCCGUGAAGUGCUCUAUCCAUCCGAGUUGGGAUUUCGAUGCGGCGUGCAAGGCUGACCUGCUUACGGAGGUGCGGGAGCUGUCCUACGACGUGGAUGAUGCCGUCGACGACUUAUAUUUGGAGCCCAGGGGCGACGAAAUCACAAACCCUUUCGAUGAGCUCAAGACAAGAGUUGAGCAUCUCUCCAAAUGGAAGCUACCGGUGACAAGCCGUCCUCCGUCGUCAGUACACCGUCGAGAACCUGGCUUGCUGCCAGCAUCUACAGAGCUCGUGGGAAUGGACGAACGCAAGGAAGAGCUCAUUAAAUUGCUGGAGCAAGGUGUAGACAGAGGGAGCAGUGACGCUUCACGAUGGCGCAAGGGAAAACCACAUUUCCCGCUCAGGAUAAGUAGGCGGCGAAUGGCACCUCCAUUUCAUAUCCGAAUCGUGAUCAAGGUUGCCAUGGACAGCAAUAAGUCCCGUUCAAAAGCAAUGCGAUUAAUUGCAAGCAUGAGGGGAGUGUUGUCAGUUACGAUCGUCGGUGAUGACAGAGACCAGCUCGUGGUGUUCGCUGAUGACUUGGACAUCAUCAAGCUGGUGACUGCGAUCCGGAAGAAGGUGGGCUAUGCGGAGUUGGUGCAGAUCAGCGAGAAUUUGGAGGUGGUGGAGGAGACAAAGACGAUGCCUGCUGCUGUCAACUCCACAUGUGAAUUUGACAAGGUGAACACAGUAUGCAUCCUUGGAUUUGCUGGUGGAGGCAAGACAACGGUUGCCAAAGAAUUAUAUGACGCAUUGGGAACGAAAUUCCAAUGCAGAAUUUUUGUGUCAGUCUCUCCAAUUCCAAGUUCUCCCAAAACCACGGAGAUUCUUGCAGACAUUUUGCAAGCACUAGGAGUAACUGAUACUCCUAGCACACCAUAUGGUGGGACCGGAACAUCGAACCAACAACAUAUCGUCGACAACAUAUCAGCUUUUCUCGUCGACAAAAAGUAUCUCAUUGUAAUUGAUGACAUUUGGCAUUGGGAUGAAUGGGAAGUCAUCAGAAAGUCCAUUCCCAAGAAUGAUCUAGGUGGUAGAAUAAUCAUUACUACUCGUCUUAAUUCAAUAGCUGAGAAGUGCCACGCUGAUGACAAUGAUGUGUUUGUCUACGAAGUUGGAGACCUAGAUAAUAAUGAUGCUUUGUUGUUGUCUGAGAGGAAAGCAAUAGACUCUGGCACGCACAACAGGAUCAGAAUUGGAGAGGAUAACCCAUGCUAUGAUAUUGUGAACAUGUGUUACGGUAUGCCUUUAGCACUAAUUUGUCUGUCAUCAGCAUUGGCAGGAAGGAUAGAAGAAUUAGGUGAUGAUGAAGCGAAAAAAUGGAGGGCUUUGAGACACAUAGAGGAUGGUAUUUUGGACAUCCCAUCCUUAAAACCAUUGGCAGAGAAUUUAUGCCUUGGUUAUGAGCAUCUUCCUCUUCACCUAAGGACUUUGCUGUUGUACUGUAGUGCAUACAAUUGGUCUGACACACACACACACAGAAUCGAAAGGGGUCGUCUGGUCUGGAGGUGGGUUGCAGAAGGAUUUGUUUCAGAAGAGAAAGAAGCAGAAGGUUACUUUGAGGAGCUUAUAAACAGAGGAUGGAUUAAACAGCAUGGAUGCUACUAUGGGAGAUCAAUUAAGCGGGACGGAGACAGCAACAGUUACAUUUACUAUGAAAUCCACCCGGUGAUGCUGGCCUUCCUCAGAUGUAACUCCAAGGAGUACAAUUUUGUAACAUGCUUGGGUCUGGGUUCUGAUAACACUAGCAGUACUAGUGCAUCCUCCCCAAGGUUGAUUCGUCGUUUGGCUCUUCAGCAGGGGUAUCCAGUGGACUUCUUGUCAAGUAGUAUGAGCAUGGAUGUGUCGUACACUCGCAGCCUUGUCGUGCUUGGUGAAGUGACGGGACUCAGAUUCGAUAGUUUUAAACGCCUGCGAGUGUUGGACCUAGAAGAUAAUGAGGAUAUGGAGGAUUCUCACCUGCAAGGCAUAUGUGAACAGUUAAGCCUCAGACUGAGGUACCUGGGUCUCAAGGGAACACGGAUCAGUAAGCUCCCUCGGGAGAUCAGGAAGCUGAAACAUUUGGAGAUUUUGUAUGUGGGGAGCACUCAGAUCAGCGAGCUUCCGCAAGAGAUUGAGGAGCUGAAGCACCUGCGGGUUCUGGAUGUGAGGGCCACGAAGAUCAGUGCGCUGCCACGCCAGAUCGAGGAGCUGCAGGAGCGUCUGCAAACUCUUGACGCCGCGUACACGUCUAUCACUGAGCUCCCGCCGCAGAUUGGCAAGCUGCAGAAUCUAAAGACUCUGAGCCUGAGGAACACGCAGGUCAGAGAGCUCCCAAAGGAGAUCGGGGAGCUGAAGAAUCUGCAGACUCUGAACCUGAGGAACACGCAGGUCAGAGAGCUCCCACCGGAGAUCGGGGAGCUGAAGCAUCUCCAGACUCUGGACGUGAGGAAAACGAGAGUCAGAGAGCUGCCAUGGCAAUGUGGCCGGAUGUCCCAAUCAUUUCGCGUGCUCGCUGGUGACAGUGAUGAGCAUGUGCAACUGCCCAUAGGCGUCAGCGAAGCUCUGGUUAACAAUGGCGAAGUUCAGUGUAAGGAUAUUGUUCUGUCCAUCGCCAUUCUCGAUCGUUUCGGGCCUCCCCUUGAUGAAGGGAUAUUCAAGGUCCCCGGUACGCACAUGGCUAUCCCGGAUUUCAUCAAACAUUACUUCCGCGUUCUUUCUUGCCUAGACAUCAGGCUCUGCCACAAGCUAGAGGACCAUGACCAAGAGUUUCUCGCCCAAAUGCCCUGCCUGCGGACGCUUGUCCUGAGGUUCGAGGCCCUACCAAGGGAGCACAUAACCAUCAAAGACACAGGCUUCCAUACGCUGGAGAGGUUCCGAGUCGACAGCCGGGUGCCACGGAUAACCUUCCAACGAGGAGCCAUGCCCAGCCUCAUACAUCUUGAGUUCAAGUUCUACGUCGGCCUGCCAAGCGAUGAUCCUGUGGGCAUCCAUCACCUGCUCAGCCUCGAAACGGUGGUCUUCCGCUGCUCCGAAUGGUAUAGCAGCGACGCCCCGGGCAUCAAGGCAACCAUUGACGUCGUCAAGAAAGAAGCCAAGGAGCAUCGCAACAGGAUCAGCCUUCGCAUUAUCAAUGGCUCUGACGAGAAAAUAUCAUCAAUUGAGAAACACACGAGCAGUGAAAAUAUUGGUAGCAGCAGUGCGACUAGUGGGGUACUUGAUACACACCAAGAUAAUAAUGACCUUCUGCCGAUCAGGAUGACCGAAGAAAAAGGGGUUCAUGGUGGUGGCACUUGUUCUACGUGCGGCCGAAGCAGUACAAUCCAAGAUGAAACCAUACAAGAUCGAGUAACAGCUAUUGAUCUGUUCGGGCCCGAGCUUAACAACUAUGGAAAUGCAAGCCACAACUAAGCUACCUAGUUAGUGCCAGGUGCCAUGUCCUAAUUUUGUUUCCCUUGAGAAUGUACUUAAUUACUCAUCGUAAAUAAUGUGAAGCGUUUUCCUGCACUUCUCAAGAUCUAUUCGAUUGGUGAGACGAUGUGUUAAGCCAGUUUAGCAUAUAUGCAAAAUCAGGUCGAUCCUUUUGCGGCUAUUUCCAAUAUGGAGACUGGAGUAGUCAAUGGGUCGGUCUAAUCUGCGA